Molecule: messenger RNA, 372 nt
Organism: Paramecium sonneborni
Lineage: Eukaryota; Ciliophora; Oligohymenophorea; Peniculida; Parameciidae
Source: the annotation of a GenBank genome assembly
AUGGAGCUGAAUUAGAAAGAUGCAUUGAAUAAUUAAUAAAAGUUGAUAGAGAUUGGAUUCCAGAUAGACCAAGAUUUAGUUGUUAUAUUAAACUAACUUUGAUAGCUACAGAAGAAGCAUUAAGUGUUUGAGCUUCAAGUAGAGCUAAACUAUUUGUUUUUUUAUGUCCUGUCGGUCCAUAUUUCUCAUUUGGACUUAAACCUUUUAGAGUAUUCUGUAAUACAUCAACUGUAUUUAUAAUUUAUAUAAAGAUUUGAUCAGCACCAGGAUGUGUUAGAAGCUUUAAAGUUGAUGAUAAUUAUGCUCCUACUUUCUACCAUUAAAAGAAAUAUAUAAAAUAGGAUUUCAUUAUAAUUUGUGGAUGUUACCUGA